This is a messenger RNA of Balaenoptera ricei (Rice's whale), 1341 nucleotides long. It is a transcript of the gene MZB1, whose product is annotated as marginal zone B and B1 cell specific protein. The transcript is spliced from 5 exons. Bases 1 to 759 code for a protein of 252 amino acids. Gene Ontology annotation, cellular component: extracellular region; endoplasmic reticulum chaperone complex. Gene Ontology annotation, biological process: regulation of B cell proliferation. NCBI's taxonomy places the organism in Eukaryota, Metazoa, Chordata, Mammalia, Artiodactyla, Balaenopteridae. The record is from RefSeq and is a predicted model, not a curated record.
AUGAAGAGAGAAAGACACUGGCUAUCAAAUCUGUUACUCUUUGCAAGAGGAUCUGAGCCUUGGCCUGGGAGGCUGCAGGGGAGAGUGGCUAGUGCAGGCCCUAGGCUCUCUGCAGCAACCCCCACUGCGCGGACACACGUGCGCCCCUGCACCCCAACCACAGCCCUGCUCGCUGAGCCAGCUCCACAGACCAUGAGGCUGUUGCUGCUGCUGCUGCUGCUGCUGGGGGCCUGGACCAUCCCAGGGGGCCUUGGGGACAGGGCCCCGCUCACAGCCACCGCCCCCGAGCUGGACGAUGAAGAGAAGUUCUCAGCUCACAUGCCUGCUCACCUUCGCUGUGACGCCUGCAGGGCGGUGGCCUACCAGAUGUGGCAGCACCUGACAAAGGCAGAGACCAAGCUUCACACCCUGGACUCCGGGGGCCGUGGCAAGCUGAGCGAGUCGGUAUACACAGACGUCCUGGACCGGAGCUGCUCCCAGACCUGGCAGGGCUACGGAGUUGGAGAAGUGGACCAGAUGAAACGUCUCAUGGGCCCAGGACUUAACAAGGGGCCGGAGCCGAGCAUCAGUGUGAUCAUCAUGGGGGCGCCGUGGCCCACCAGGCUCUCCAAGACAUGCUUUCACUACCUGGGGGAGUUUGGAGAAGACCAGAUCUAUGAAUCCCACCAACAAGGUCAAGGGGCCCUGGAGGCAUUGCUGUGUGGAGGCCCCCGGGGGGCCUGCUCAGAGGAGGCACCAGUCACAAGGGCAGAGCUCUAGUCCAACUCCUCCUUCCCCUUCCUGGUCAGCCCCUAAAGGGAGCUGGGCUUCCUCUGGAUCUGUCCCCUCCCUUCAGCAGGCUGCCUGGAGGGCGGGGCGGCCUUGUUCUUCUGCGCUGCCACUCUCCCUCCCUCCUCCAGCUUCUGGGCCCUGGGGCCUGGGGGGCGGCCAAGACCUUCCCCUCUGGACUCAAAUAAAACCAGUGACCUCGAAUCCUUCUCUCUGCAAAAGGUGCUUGGGGGGCUGGGAGGAUAGACAUUGGUGUUUCUGCUGAUGUCCCUCCUAGAGAGGGCCAGAUACACGUCCCCACAAUUUCCCAGAGGUAAGUGAGAUCUGUCAUGGCUGGAAAUGUGAGUGAGCUGUCAAAGGCAUAUGGAACCAGCUAUCUGAACGGUUGAAACCCCAGAUCCCUCAUGAGAGAAAAGAAAAAGCCAAGGAAAACUCCAUAAGCAGGCUGCCUGUGGACAUACCCACUGCAACCACUGCGUGCUACUGUGCCCCUCCCAGAACACUAGUCUUCCUGGGUCUACACCCAGCAGCUGCUCACUUUCUAGACUCUGCUUCUGACCCCAGCUAGCAUGG